Messenger RNA from Bursaphelenchus xylophilus (pine wood nematode), 1077 nucleotides. The record is from the annotation of a GenBank genome assembly. Lineage: Eukaryota; Metazoa; Nematoda; Chromadorea; Rhabditida; Aphelenchoididae.
AUGUCGGGUUACUACGCCGCCCAAGUGGGCGUGUUAACCUCGGGUAUCACCGUUCUUCUCCUCAUCGUUGGCUUUGGCCACAUCUACAACGACCUCAAUAACACAUGGGCCGAACUCGACCUUCAGAUGGACCAAUUCAAGGUUCAGGCUGAUGACCUCUGGUCCGAUAUGUUGAAGAUGGGAGCUGGAUCGCCAUCCAACCGUCGUCGCCGUCAGGCCUAUGGUGGAUACGGAGCUUCUGGAAACCAGCCCACCUGGCCCUCAGGACCCGGUGGCCCAUCCGGCCCAAGCGGACCUGGCCCACGCGGACCAGGUGGAGCUCAGCCCCCAUGUGGACCAGCCGGAGGCCCAGGAGCCCCACCAUGCCCCGGAGGCCCAGGAGGAGCCGGACCAGGAGGCAACCCCAACUGCCAAUGCCAAGCCGAGAACAAGUGCCCAGAAGGACCAGCUGGACCACCCGGAGAGGCCGGACCCAACGGAUUGCCCGGUAUUCCAGGUAAAGACGGUAUUCCCGGUCUUGAUGCCGAGGAUGUCAACGACCAACCACCACAGGGAUGCUUCAACUGCCCAGCUGGACCACCCGGAGCUCCCGGAGACGCUGGACGCCCAGGACCCCGUGGAAUGCGCGGACCUAAAGGAAACCCAGGAUUCCCAGGACGUGACGGAUACCCAGGAACCCCCGGAGACCAGGGACCACAAGGAGCCCCCGGAGAAGACGGAAAGGCCGGUCCAGCCGGAGAGAAGGGAACCGACGCCGAGCGCCCAAUUGGCCGCAAGGGACAACGUGGACCCCCAGGAGAACAAGGACCAGAGGGACCUCAAGGAGACAAAGGAAAGGAUGCCCCACCAGGAGAAGCCGGACCAAAGGGACAACCCGGACCACCCGGAUUCCAAGGACCCGCCGGUCAAGACGGAGAAGAGGGACCAGAAGGACCAGCUGGAGCCCCAGGAAAGGAUGCCGAAUACUGCCCAUGCCCACCCAGAGAUGGAGGAAAGGGACCCAGCGGUGGAGUCGGCGGAGGACAUGGAGCCGGAAGCAACGCCGGAUCCGGAGCCUACAGACGCAGACGCAUCUAA